AUGAGCAAUUCCAGUGUGUCCUCUCCGCUAUCUGACUCUAAACCCCAAACAAUGAGCAAGGAAGAAAGGCGCCAGGUGGCCCAAGAGCAUCUUACAAAAUUAGAGGGUAUGACUCAGGAGGAGUUGGUAGAGUUGUUGAAGAAAACUGGACAUUGGGGUAUAGCCGAAUCCAUGGAAGCGGAAGUCGCGUAUAGAACGGCGUGGAGAUCGGCUCGUUACACGUCGUUUAAUACGCUCCGCCAUGCCUUGAAGGUGCUCACAAGUCUCGGCGAAAGAGUUCGUUCAGUGUCAAAGGUUGUUGGAUAA
Trichophyton rubrum CBS 118892 is the source of this 306-nucleotide messenger RNA. RefSeq lists its product as uncharacterized. The transcript is spliced from 2 exons. The record is from RefSeq and is a predicted model, not a curated record. The coding region runs from base 1 to 306 and encodes 101 amino acids. NCBI's taxonomy places the organism in Eukaryota, Fungi, Ascomycota, Eurotiomycetes, Onygenales, Arthrodermataceae.